Molecule: messenger RNA, 1425 nt
Organism: Anolis carolinensis (green anole)
Lineage: Eukaryota; Metazoa; Chordata; Lepidosauria; Squamata; Anolidae
Gene: mrpl37
Product: mitochondrial ribosomal protein L37
Exons: 7
Coding region: 1-1308 (435 amino acids)
Biological process (GO): translation
Cellular component (GO): mitochondrion; ribosome
Molecular function (GO): structural constituent of ribosome
Source: RefSeq, a predicted model, not a curated record
AUGCUGGCUUUGCAGCGGGCACCCAAGCGGGCUUGGCGGGGGCUGCUUUGUGGGCAGCGGCGCAGCAAAGGCCUCUAUGGCCCGAAGCCUCACCGCGGCCCGCUGCCUCGCACCCCGCUGACGGUGCGGGGCCCUCCGCCGGGUGCCCCGUUGCCAUGGUACUUACGGAAGCCGCCGCCGGUGCGCGAGCAGCUGCCCGAGCUGGACGUGGUGACGUACCAGGAGAAGAUGUACUUCGUGCCCUGGCUGGCCAAGCCCGCCUCGUUUCCCGAGUGGGAGCGCGGGUGGCACGACCCCCGGAAGCACCGCUCGCCGCCCGCCCGGGAGAUGCCCGCCUACAAGGAGCAGCCCUGCUUCCUCUGCAACCCGCGCUCCCGCCUCCAGGAAGGUGUGAAACAGGCAUUAUGGCUAACCAAGACAAAACUAGUAGAAGGCUUGCCUCCUCAAAUACUUCACAUAAUGAAUGACACGGCUCAUGAAUGGGAAAGCCAGGACGAGAGAGUCCAAAAUGCAAUCUCUCAUGCACUUUUUUGGAUUAGCACUGAGGAACUUACACCAGCAGAAAACUACUGCUCUGUGCUUCUGGAAGACUUACUUCACUUGUGUAGGAUGAUGACUGCCAAAUAUCCCUCGCUGACUAAAAGAAUGGUGGCUCAAGAUCACAAAGUAGCAGCUGCAUGGCAACGAGAGUCCAUUCUUCUUCAGGUUCGCGGUAGUUACGGAAAGAUCUUGAAUGCAACGAGUCCUCUACAACCUAUAGCUUCCAAAGAUGAAAUAUUAGCCACUGAAAAUCACACUUUAGAAACCUUUUAUCCUAUUGCGCCUACAAUUGACCUCCAAGAAGUCAAUGUUUAUGAGAUCAAGAAUGACACAGGUUUCCGAGAAGGUUAUCCAUAUCCUUAUCCUCAUACUGUAUACUUUGCUCCACAUUCCACUAAAUCUAAAAGAAAACCAGAACAUCUCCGGGCCCAAAUGAUGAUGUUUGCUUUUGGAAAUGCUUUGGCCAAGGCUAAAGGACUUUAUGGGGAUGAGCCACGAAUCUUGGAUGAACCCAUUGUAGUGCAGAGUGUUGGUACCGAUGGGCAGUGUUUUCAGUUCUUGGUAUUCCAGUUGAAUACAACAGAUCUAGACUCUAGCAAUGGUGUUAAAAACCUGGCCUGGAUUGAGACAGAUCAGCUUCUGUAUGAGGAUGCCAGGAGUUGUCCAGAAAUCAAGAAAAAGGUGGUUGUGAAGCCUGCUGGAUUACACGGCUAUCAUCCGGACACAUUCAAGAAGUUCCUGGCCUUCUACUUACAUGGCAUUGUGUGAACAGACCACCAAAGGGACUGAAUUUAAUAUGCCUUUGUCAUAUUUUCUACUGUAAUAUAAUAACUAAGGGUUAGCAGGUAUGUAAUACUUUUAAAUAAAGUUUUCUUUAGAAACACA